Messenger RNA from Jaculus jaculus (lesser Egyptian jerboa), 4447 nucleotides. RefSeq names its product zinc finger and BTB domain containing 7C (gene Zbtb7c). The record is from RefSeq and is a predicted model, not a curated record. NCBI's taxonomy places the organism in Eukaryota, Metazoa, Chordata, Mammalia, Rodentia, Dipodidae. Gene Ontology annotation, molecular function: RNA polymerase II cis-regulatory region sequence-specific DNA binding; DNA-binding transcription factor activity, RNA polymerase II-specific; protein binding. The coding region runs from base 402 to 2276 and encodes 624 amino acids. Gene Ontology annotation, biological process: regulation of transcription by RNA polymerase II. The transcript is spliced from 5 exons.
GCCGGCACAGCCCGGCCACGAGACUCCUUGACAGCGGCGCGGCUCGGGGCUCCGGAGCGCAGAGAACGAGGAGGAGGGAAGAGCGCGAGCAUCGCGGCCCGGCGGCGGCGCGCGCCGAGGUCCCCUCUGAAGCAGCUGGGAGCUCAGGUCUCCCCAUUUCUGAGGAGCGGGUCAGCCAGAGGAGGAAGGGAUGGUGAGGAUCGUACCCAGGCUCUGAGGAGUGAGUCGCAGCCUGGAGCCCCAAGUGGGAGCCGCAGCACUGGGGUGACUCAAGAAGAAUCGACGCUCUGGCCCGUGGCGACAUGUACACGGUGUAAUGACAGGGAAUGAGCAGGUUGGCAGAAAAAUUGGUGGCCUGGAAUUGAAGAGUAAGGAAUCUGUGCUUGGCUCUGGCUGAGACCAUGGCCAAUGGCGUUGACGAGCUCAUUGGCAUCCCCUUCCCCAACCACAGCAGCGAGGUCCUGUGCAGCCUGAACGAGCAGCGGCACGCGGGGCUGCUGUGCGAUGUGCUGCUGGUGGUCCAGGAGCAGGAGUACCGCACGCACCGCUCCGUGCUGGCUGCCUGCAGCAAGUACUUCAAGAAGCUGUUCACGGCCGGCAGCCUGGCCAGCCAGCCCUACGUCUACGAGAUCGACUUUGUCCAGCCCGAGGCCCUGGCUGCCAUCCUGGAGUUCGCCUACACCUCCACGCUCACCAUCACCGCCUCCAACGUCAAGCACAUCCUCAACGCUGCCAGGAUGCUGGAGAUCCAGUGCAUCGUGAACGUGUGCCUGGAGAUCAUGGAGCCCGGCGGUGACGGCGCCGAGGAGGACGACAAGGAGGACGACGAUGACGAUGAAGACGAUGACGAUGAGGAGGACGAGGAGGAGGAGGAGGAAGAGGAGGAGGACGAUGACGACACAGAGGACUUUGCUGACCAGGAAAACCUGCCUGACCCUCAGGACAUCAACUGCCCCCAAAGCCCCUCCAAGUCGGACCAUCUCACGGAGAAGGCCUAUUCGGACACACCCAGGGACUUCGCCGACUCCUUUCAGGCUGACAGCCCCGGCCAUCUGGGAGUGAUCCGAGACUUCUCCAUCGAAUCCCUGUUGCGGGAGAAUCUGUACCCCAAAGCUAACAUCCCGGACAGGAGACCCUCCUUAUCUCCAUUCGCCCCAGACUUCUUCCCACAUCUUUGGCCAGGGGACUUCGGUGCCUUUGCCCAGCUGCCUGAGCAGCCCAUGGACAGUGGGCCACUGGAUCUGGUCAUCAAGAACCGCAAGAUCAAGGAGGAGGAGAAGGAGGAGCUGCCCCCGCCCCCGCCCCCGCCCUUCCCUAGUGACUUCUUCAAGGACAUGUUCCCUGACCUGCCUGGGGGCCCUCUGGGCCCCAUCAAGGCGGAGAACGACUACGGUGCCUAUCUCAACUUCCUGAGUGCCACCCACCUGGGGAGCCUCUUCCCACCCUGGCCGCUGGUGGAGGAGCGCAAGCUGAAGCCCAAGGCCUCUCAGCAGUGCCCCAUCUGCCACAAGGUCAUCAUGGGGGCCGGGAAGCUGCCCCGGCAUAUGCGGACCCACACCGGGGAGAAACCCUACGUGUGCAGUAUCUGCGAAGUCCGCUUCACCAGGCAGGACAAGCUGAAGAUCCACAUGCGGAAGCACACGGGGGAGCGGCCCUACCUGUGCAUCCACUGCAACGCCAAGUUCGUGCACAACUACGACCUCAAGAACCACAUGCGCAUCCACACGGGCGUGCGGCCCUACCAGUGCGAGUUCUGCUACAAGAGCUUCACGCGCUCCGACCACCUGCACCGGCACAUCAAGCGCCAGAGCUGCCGCCUGGCGCGGCCCCGGCGCGGACGCAAGCCCGCCGCCUGGAGGGCCGCCAGCCUGCUCUUCGGGCCCGGCGGCCCCGCGGGCCCCGACCCCGCCGCCUUCGUCGUGCCGCCCGCGCUGGGCGAGGUGGGCGGCGCGGCGGCGGCCGUGUGCCUCCCGGGCCCGGGCGCUGCCAGCCCGGCCAAGCACUUCCUGGCCGCGGCUCCCAAGGGCGCCCUGAGCCUGCACGAGGAGCUCGAGCGCCAGUUCCAGGAGACGCAGGUGAAGCUGUUCGGGCGCGCGCAGCUCGAGGCCGAGAGGAGCGCGGGCGGCCUGCUGGCCCUGGCCCUGGCCGAGAACGUGGCCGCCGCCGCCGCCAGGCCCUACUUCCCGCUGCCCGACCCCUGGGCCGCGGGCCUGGCCGGUCUCCCCGGGCUCGCAGGCCUCAACCACGUGGCCUCCAUGUCCGAAGCCAACAACUAGGCUGGCCCUGGUGGUGGAGCCCCAGAUCCUCCCUUAGGCUUGGUCCCCAACUCCCCUUCCCCAGUUCCCACGCCCUGCCACACACCUUCCCCCCCCCACCCCCCCGCCCGGCGUGCUGGUGAACGCGAAGGGAAAACAUAAGAGAACACGUCUUCGCCCACAUGGUACUACUUACUGGUGUCUGAGCUGGGCAUCGCUUCUCGAAGGGCCUGGAGCCACCAACUCUCGCUCCCUGGUUGUCUCUGACUCACCCAGGCUGCCCAUGGCUCAGGGGAGGACCGCUGCUGUUGCCAGGACACAUGCAGCUGUGUGGGACUGGAAAGAGGGGACCCUGGGCCAGGAGGUAGGCAAGCAGGAGGACCCUAUCCUAAGCAGGCACCUUGGUGGAGCCCCACCAUGCUACGGGGAGGAGGGUCCCUCCCAACACUGCUCUGAGGGUCAAGUUCCAACCCCGAGGUCGUGAGACCCAUCAGAGCAAUUCCACCACCCUUCCCCCUUCCAUGCGGAAGGAAAUGUCUCUCUGGGCAGAGGGCUUUCUGCAGCUAAGAGCCAGCCCGUUUCAAGCUUACCUGUCAACCCUCUGUGCCUCAUGUCACUCUGCUGUGAAAGGGGGUGGUAACUGGGCUUCUCCUCUCCCAUCUCCGGUCCUAUUCACACCUGUUCCUUGGAAGGUAGGACUUUUGCACACUGAAAGCACCCGAGGCAACCUGCCUACCUUAUUGGACUUGGUUUCAUCACCUACGCCUGCCUGGACGUUAGCAUGUUAACAUAUAUGAGAAAUGUAGUGGAACUAGACAGGGACGACAGAAAGAGACAGGGAGGACUUGGUGGCUUUCGUAGCCCAUGGGCAGCUCUGGGAACUCUAGAUUCUGCCCCAUUUUCUGGUAGACUAUGGUCACCGUCUGGGCUUCUGGGAACAACAGCAUUUGCCCACACCAUGGGUCCUCUCCAAUGCUGUAGAGAACAUCCUGGGGCCAACAUGCAAGGAAGGGAUGGGGCCGGCUUCUAACACCUGCCAUCUGCCUGCUUCCUCCAGUUCCUGCAAACAGCCACAGCCCCUAGUCACCUGAGGCUCCUCUGUUUGCCUCUUGAGUAGGAGUUUUUUCAAGCCUCCGCUUUGCUGGUAAAACCCCUGUACUGUGUUCGAGCUCCAAAACCCUGCCCCGUUCCUGUAGCCUACACCCUCCAGGGAUGAGGCUGAGUAGUUGACCAAAAAGCUCAGGUGCAGAGAGGUGAAGAGCCCUAUGAGUUAUCAGAUCACACUCUAUGCUGGUCCUGGGGUCGGUGGCAGGUCCCCAGCAGCAAAACAUCUCUGCUGGUCUGCACCUCCCUGAGUUUGCAUUGGUUUCCAGGGACCCCUGGGAGGGCGCAGGACCGGAGUCCCCAUUUCCCCCAAGCUGUAGAUGCAUGAGAGUUGGCUCUUCCUAUUAUUGCCUUGGCUCUUUCCUGUGCAAACACAACACAACAAAAAGGCCAGAGAAGACCACAGACUCUCCCUCUCGCAGCAACCCUGCAGACACUCCCUGUUUGGUCCUGCCUCUAGACGCUCUUCCAGCCAGCCCAUUCGCCUCAGACCCCUGGUCCUCAGCAUUCACCCGCAGGGGCUUAGACCCCAGUCUGUAUUUCAGACUCACUUCUGGACUCACCAGCCAACAAGACCUAGCUCUCCCAUGGGCCAAACGACUGGAGCAGAACCAAACUUUCAACCUACAAAUGAACCCAGUGGAAUCCAGUGAUGUUGGGUUUUGGUUUUUAUUUUGUAAAGGUAAUGACUUCUUAUAAACUCACUUUUUCUGAUGACCAGUUAGUUAUUUUUGUUUUAUUCUUGGCUGCAGUUUGGAGUUGUACAUUGUAAAAUAUCCAAAGAUGUUGAGUACUGUAUGAUCAAGAGCUUGAAGCAAAUGGUUAUGGGGAGAAGGGUGGUUGUGUUUUGUUUUGAUUUUUUUUUUUUUUUUAUGUUUCUGGUUUCCUUGUCGCUCUGUGGGAGAACUUUGGAAUUUUUUCUAUUUAUAACUCUUUUUAUGUGACUGCUAUAUGUAAAAUGGCACUCAACAAAAUUUGCCUUAGUGAUUCAAGGGACAAUCUUCCAUAACUUUGGUCGCACGACGCAUCCUGCGGAGAAACUCUCAGCUAAUUUUCUGCUAUUUAUUAAACAGUAUUAAUUGACUUGA